AAGUAUGGCUGCUGGACAAUGGAGUUCAUUACCGGCCGAUAUUCUUCUGAAAAUAUUCGCCUACCUCGAACAAGGGGAGAAAGUGCGGGCUUCCACCGUGUGUAAGAAUUGGCGCAAUGCUUUCCAUUACCCCGAAUUUUGGCGAGAAUUCCACUUCGUAAUCAGGGAUGCUCCUGUAGAACACUGGCACCAACACUGCUUGGAAAAUCAUGGAGGUCAUUUCAGACACGUAGUGAUCAGUGUUGACCAAAGUUCUACGGAAAACCGGAAUAUGGCUCUACAAAUUCUUAGUGCAUUUGCAAACUUAGAGAGGGGAAAACUCGAAUCCCUAGCAAUAAAAUUUACCGGAGAAAAUCCUCUUUUCUACAACGGAGCAGAAUUUACAGAAGGGCUGUUCACCAUGUUUGGUUUUGCACAUAGAACGGUUGAAUUUUCACCAUUUUCCCUUAGAACAGGAGAUUUCAGUGGGCUGCUAAUUUCUUAUACGGACGAGCUUCUGGAACAACUAGCAAUUUGUCAUCCAAGGUUAGAGAAUCUUAACAUUACGAGUAAUAUUUACUGCUAUCGUGUGUCUCACGAAGGGCUUCUAAACUUAGCCCGUAAGUGUCGUAAUCUUAAGUCUUUGAAAAUAUUCCACUGCACUUUUUCUGAUGACAUUCUAAGAGAACUUGCAAGCGACAAUCGAGCGGCCUUGGAAACACUGACCAUAGUAAGCAACAGAGAGGACAGAUAUGGAGAAUACGACAAUAUGACCACUGAAAGGGUUUGGCAAGAAUUGGGCCCGAAAUUCACAGACCUUCAAAUGAACUUGAUUUUCGAACCAGAGUGUUUCGUAGAAAAGAUCGAAAACGUCAUAAAGCGAGGUAUGCCGGUAAAUUAUCUGUACAUGCAGAACUCUGCCAGCUGUUUCCGUCCGCUGAAUAAAUCAGCAGCCUUCUUUAAGAAUACACUGGACACCGUCGUCCUGAAGAUGCCCUUCACCCCCGCUCUUGUUCGUGCCUUUAACUUCCUCGGUCAGAGAGCCCUCCGUCUGACAUCCUUACAGGUCAGCUGUGAACUUCCGCCGGAAGUUAUAGAUGAAGUUUACCGACUUCAGCCUCAACUGAAGGAAUACAACAGGUCGAUAUUAAAACCUCAACAAGACUGAGCUAUACAUGAUACAGGAAAUAUUGACGUCAUAGGCCUGAAACGUGACAGCAAAUUGGAAGAAUUUAGAAGUUUUUCAAGGCGAAAAAAAAAUCGGAAAAAAUGACUUGGAUAGAUCCUUUGAGA
This is a messenger RNA of Saccostrea echinata, 1272 nucleotides long. Its product is annotated as F-box/LRR-repeat protein 21-like. The transcript has a single exon. Gene Ontology annotation, molecular function: protein binding. The record is from RefSeq and is a predicted model, not a curated record. Lineage: Eukaryota; Metazoa; Mollusca; Bivalvia; Ostreida; Ostreidae. The coding region runs from base 5 to 1147 and encodes 380 amino acids.